Messenger RNA from Juglans regia (Persian walnut), 900 nucleotides. RefSeq lists its product as uncharacterized. The record is from RefSeq and is a predicted model, not a curated record. Bases 1 to 900 code for a protein of 299 amino acids. NCBI's taxonomy places the organism in Eukaryota, Viridiplantae, Streptophyta, Magnoliopsida, Fagales, Juglandaceae. The transcript has 2 exons.
AUGAGUGCUAAAGAUCAAAUAAUUAUACCCAUUGAAUCUCCGAGGAAGAUGACAACAGAUCCCCAUGACGUGAUCCCACCAAAAACUGAUGAAACAAGCGGAAGCAGUGUCGAUAUCCUUGACGAGUUAAAGAAGAGCAAGUCGGAGAAAUUUUCGAAUUCAAAUGAAGCCCAGAUCAAAACUAGUCUCAAAACACAGGAGGUUCCAUUGUUGCUGAGAGAUCACAAGAAUUUCAAGAAGUAUUUUAAGCCAAGGGUGCUAUCACUCGGUCCUAUCCAUCAUGGUAAGGAUCAGUACCGGUUUGGAGAGGAAUUAAAGCUCAGAUUAGCGAAAAAAUUCGUCACGGAAAGUGGAAUGAGCGCUGAAAGUUUUUGCGACAUGAUUGCGAAGGAGAUCAAGCAACUAAAGAAGUGCUUCGAUGAGAAGGUGAUCGACCAUUAUGACAACGUCACCCUCGCCUGGAUGCUAUUCGUGGACGAUCUGUUCUUGUUGGAGAACCAACUUCCUUAUCAACUCCUCAAGGAUUUAAUGAAUUUGAGCGUGAAUAAAGAGUUGGCGACGUCUAUAAAAAAUUUCAUAUAUUCUAAUAAUAUGAUACAAGGUCACAAUGAAGCUGGUGAGAAUGACCCCAUCCAUCUUCUCGACCUCCUACGGACAAGCCUUCUAGACGGUUCCAUGCCAUCCAGUCAAGAUGACAAUAAUAAGCAUGAGUCGAAUCGCAACGUGCGGGAACUUAGAGCAGCAGGGAUCCAUUUAAGGCCUAGCAAAACUGGUUUAUUGAGAAACGUAUCUUUUAGUGAACUGUUCAAUUUCUUUCCCGGAUACCUUCAGCUUCCUCCCAUAAGAGUUGAUGACUCCACGGUUACCAAGUUCUUCAACUUGAUAGCCUACGAGAUGUGA